Diaporthe batatas is the source of this 1005-nucleotide messenger RNA. RefSeq lists its product as uncharacterized. NCBI's taxonomy places the organism in Eukaryota, Fungi, Ascomycota, Sordariomycetes, Diaporthales, Diaporthaceae. The coding region runs from base 1 to 1005 and encodes 334 amino acids. The transcript has a single exon. The record is from RefSeq and is a predicted model, not a curated record.
AUGAGUGUCGAUGGUGAGGACUUCGGACCCAUAAUAGAUUGCCAUCGAUCUCCGAACCAAUUCGGUGGUGCAACUAAAACCUCCAUCCAAUUGAAGUGCUAUUGCCUUGGCAACGGCACGUGCUUGUGCUUUAACACCCUCGAAGAAAGUUCUCGUGAUGAAAUGCCACUUGGGGUCAUCAUGGGGCGCGAGAUAGAAGACCAGAGCAAUUCGUUUGCCUCCGACGACAACAUUCACGGCAUUGGAAAUUUUCAACUACCAGACACCAUCAGCGAUGAGACCAAUUCAAGCAACAGCUGGGAGACCAGUUCAAGCACCAUCGAGGAGGACUUUUCAGUCAACAACGAGGAGAAUAUUUCAAUUAGCAGCGAGAAUAUCGAUUCGAAUACCGACGCGGAGGGCAACUCAACGGCCACACAAAACAUUCCUGGCAUUGGGAGGUUCCAAAUAGAAGAAACCAGAAGCGACGGUUAUAAGUGCGGCAUGUACGCUCUCGAGAUCAGUACCAACAAACAGUUGGCGGGCCGCACAUUGAUGCCGGCAGUCUUCGACGACAUCUUCAGGGGCCCGAUCAUGCGAGCCUUCAACCGGCAAAGGGGGUAUCGAAACAGAAACGAUUUCCACGACGAGCAGCUCGCCUACAUCCUGCAAAUUUGGGGCCGCCAAGAACGCUACGGCAAGUUGCAGCUCGGCGUGAUCCUUGAGGGCGGUUCGUGUUACAUUUUAGGAGCCGAAGACAAGAUGAUUUUUGUGGACACGGCGGCGAUCAUGGAGACCGAGCUCCAUCUUGGCUUCACAACCAUCUGGGUCCACAACGACGAUAUAAUGCGUCGCCAGGGUGCAGCAAUCAACCACUACUCCGGCAUCACGUUAAUUGAUACGGAAAAGGAGCAGGAUGGCACUAGAAGAAAUGAGGCAGAGAAGCAGGAAGCAGUACCGGAGUGCAAUGAGCCCCAGAGGAAGAAACGGAAGUUAUGGCAUGGAAAUCAAAGCAUAACCACUUAA